This is a messenger RNA of Penicillium cinerascens, 1758 nucleotides long. Its product is annotated as homeobox domain-containing protein. Gene Ontology annotation, molecular function: DNA binding. The coding region runs from base 1 to 1758 and encodes 585 amino acids. Gene Ontology annotation, biological process: regulation of DNA-templated transcription. The transcript is spliced from 2 exons. The record is from RefSeq and is a predicted model, not a curated record. Lineage: Eukaryota; Fungi; Ascomycota; Eurotiomycetes; Eurotiales; Aspergillaceae.
AUGGAUCCGCCACCGUUCGACCCCUCGUCAUCCGACCACUUACCUCAGUCACUUCCAGUCUCGGGGCUUCAGGGUAUGUCCGAUGCCGAUGUAUCUGGCAACUGGACACCCGAUAACCCAACCGUUGAUUGGGAUGCUUUGAACAAUUUCUGUUUUUGUUCGUCUGAACCCACCAACUUCGACUGGCCUCAGUGGUGUCUCGACUCAAACUUGGAAGGCGAAGGUCAUUCAGUCUUGCAAUCAUCAGGAGCCCCAAACGAAACCCUGCAUUAUUUGCAGACGGGUAUUCCAACCAAUUUUGCUCAACUGCAGAACCUUUCGAAUGUCUCGCAGUGGCUAGAUGGCGCGUGGCGACCUCCAGUGCCCUGCAUACAUUGCCGCAGACACCGGCUACAGUGUCUUAUAAUUCGCACCACAGAUGCAAACCCCAAUCCUGUCACCUCUUGCUCUAGCUGUGUCGCUCUUUUCCGGGAGUGUAGUCUUGCCAAGGGAACAAAGCGGCUUCCAUCCGGCUUCGAGACUUUCUCUCCCGUUCUGGGCCACCUGCAUGGCCUUCCGGAACAAACGGAGGAUAGUGGCAACAAUAUCCUUGAGUCCCUGGAGACAACAAAAGACCGCAGCGGAUCCAAACAAUUUGUGAGAAAAGGAGCUAGGGUGUUGCGGGAGUGGUUCCUAAGGAACCAGGAGUAUCCCUACCCAAAUGAAGACCAAAAAUCCCAGCUCUGCCAUGAAACCGGGUUUUCGCAAAAGCGCAUUUCAACUUGGUUUGCGAAUGCACGCCGACGGCAAAAGCAAAAGAUCCAAACGUCAAACAUCGCAACACCCUUUCGUUUCCGGUCAGGGUCGCCACUUGUCACGAGCACAAUAAGCUCAUUGACACCCAUGGAAAGAUGGCAAGCAUCACCUCCGGAAGAUGAAGUGGCUCCCGAAUCUGCCAUUCAAGAUGCCAUGGCCUCGGGAACCGUCGAGGCCGAUGCAGCCGUGGACCCAUUUCAACUCGAUAUGUCGAGUAUGGAUCUGUUCAAUUUCGACGAAACGUCUUCUCAUCUCGCAUCCUCUGUUUCCAGUUUUGGGAGCAGAGUGUCGGAAAUAUCGGAAAGUGCGUCUUCAGCAUGGAGUCAUCAGUCGGGAGGAGAAGGCGGAUUGUCUUUUCCUAUGCUACCUAAGACACAGCGCUCUCGCCGGCGGGAUCGACAACAUCUAUCAGGAGAGGAAGGUCAAUACCAAUGCACAUUUUGCAUGCAGUCUUUCAGGAAGAGGCAUGACUGGUCACGGCACGAGAAGAGCGUUCAUCUUCAGCUCGAUUCCUGGAUCUGUACGCCGAACCUCGAUGACCUCCAGCAACACUAUGCCUUUCAGGUUGCUGAAUGCUGCUUCUGCGAUACUCCUUUCCCCACGUCGGCACAUUGGGAAGAACACGAGUUUCAUAUCUGUUCUGACAAGCCUACAACUGAGCGUUCUUUUAGUCGGAAAGACUAUUUGUGGCAGCAUCUGCGCAAGUUCCAUGCCUGUACCAAGAUCCCUGUUGACCUCGAUGCAUGGCGUGGAAUAGGUGGCAAUGCCCAAAGUCGUUGUGGCUUCUGCGACUGCUCGCUCUCCACCUGGACAGCGCGGGUGGAACACAUAGCAGAACACUUCAAGAACGGAGCACGCAUGCAACAAUGGGUAGGCGAUUGGGGACUCGAUUCAUCAGCCAUGAGCGUUCUGCGAAAUGCCGUCCUGCCCUCUCAGCGGUCUCUGUCGAGCCCAUCUACAUGA